UCCGUUGAGGUCCCGCGCCGCAUGGAGGCCGGCUGAGGAGCGCCGCUGCCUCGCCUUGGUACGCCGCGCGGCGCGGACAGCGCGGCUUUUCUCGCGCACAACAGAUGUCCUCCUGGGCUGCUGGGAACUCUCAGAGGCUUCGUCUGCACAGAGGAUCAUGGUUUCCAAAGCCAGAUAUCGCUUUUCACGGAUGAGGAACAGCCCUUGGAGAACAAGUGUCUUCAGAGGCAGUGUCUAGGGUCUCCUGAAAUCAGGCUGCUGAGUCUUUUCUUGCCCUGUGGGUCUCCACCCUGUUCUUUGCCUUUGGGACAGAUCAUGCUGUGGCAGAGAAGCUCAGAGGCUGAGGCCGACUGCUAAAGCAGCGUCUGCAUGUGGCUUGUGCUUGCAGCCAAGAGAGGGCCACCUGUGUGGGACAGGUGGGAUGCUGACCCUGGAGGCAAGUUCCCGCCUUAACCGGAGGCUCGUUUGAAGCAUCCUGCCCAGGGCAGCGCUGGGGUCUGAGAUCCGAGGACCCUGUCUGCCGGCUACCCGUGCUCAGGAGGCAUCUCCCACAAAUCGUGUUCAGCACCCACCCCAGUCCUGGUCGGUGGACAUCUGUGCGGGGCAGGGAGAGUGAAGCACAGCUGGUCUGAUAGAAGCGUCUGGCUUCCUUCCAGGCUGCACUGCCUCCCAGCGGGUUGGCCUCACGGGUAACAAGGCCAGAAGCCGUUGUGAGGCUCCCUGGGGCAGUGUCAGCACUGGGGAUUUGGGAAGGAGAGUGGCCGGACCCCAGGUGAUGCUCUGCUGGGACCCAGAGGGGGCUGCAGUGUGCGCUGGCCGGACCCCAGGUGAUGCUCCGCUGAGACCCAGAGGGGGCUCCCGUGUGCGCUGGCCGGACCCCAGGCUCCCCACCCGUGCAAGAAGCCGCCGCCCAGCCAUGGACGGGGAGGAGCAGCAGCCACCAAAUGAGGCCAACGUGGAACCUGUUGUGUCGUCGGAGGCUUCAGAGCCGGUGCCCAGGGUGCUUUCUGGGGACCCCCAGAACCUGUCUGACGUGGACGCCUUCAAUCUGCUCCUGGAGAUGAAGCUAAAGCGGCGGCGUCAGCAGCCCAACCUGCCGCGCACUGUGACCCAGCUGGUGGCUGAAGAUGGGAGCAGGGUGUACGUGGUGGGGACAGCCCACUUCAGCGACGACAGCAAGAGGGACGUCGUGAAGACCAUCCGGGAGGUGCAGCCUGACGUGGUGGUCGUGGAGCUCUGCCAGUACCGUGUGUCCAUGCUGAAGAUGGAUGAAAGCACACUGCUGCGGGAGGCGCAGGAGCUCAGCCUGGAGAAGCUGCAGCAGGCCGUGAGGCAGAACGGGCUCAUGUCGGGGCUGAUGCAGAUGCUGCUGCUGAAGGUGUCUGCGCACAUCACCGAGCAGCUGGGCAUGGCCCCGGGCGGCGAGUUCAGGGAGGCCUUCAAGGAGCCUCUGCUCCAGGCCAGCAAGGUGCCUUUCUGCAAGUUCCACCUGGGUGACCGGCCCAUCCCUGUCACCUUCAAGAGGGCCAUCGCUGCGCUCUCCUUCUGGCAGAAGGUCAGGCUGGCUUGGGGCCUGUGCUUCCUGUCAGACCCCAUCAGCAAGGACGACGUGGAACGCUGCAAGCAGAAGGACCUGCUGGAGCAGAUGAUGGCUGAGAUGAUCGGCGAGUUCCCGGACCUGCACCGCACCAUUGUCUCGGAGCGCGACAUCUACCUGACCUACAUGCUGCGCCAGGCCGCCCGGCGCCUUGAGCUGCCUCGGGCCUCUGACGCCGAGCCCAGGAAGUGUGUCCCCUCUGUGGUGGUGGGCGUCGUGGGCAUGGGCCACGUGCCUGGCAUUGAGAAGAACUGGAGCACCGACCUCAACAUCCAGGAGAUCAUGACCGUGCCCCCGCCAUCCGUCUCCGGCAGAGUGUCUCGGUUGGCCGUGAAGGCCGCCUUCUUCGGUCUGCUGGGCUACAGCCUGUACUGGAUGGGCCGCCGCACUGCGAGCCUGGUCCUGUCGCUGCCCGCCGCGCAGUACUGCCUGCAGAGGGUGACCGAGGCCCGACACAAGUAGGAGACUGCUCCCCGCCCGCUCGGGCCCCUGAGGAGCCAGUGCCCCCGCGGCACUUCCUGGGUGCCAGGCGCAUCCUAGCCCGCCGGAGGCCCCUGCCACCCCCCAUGGGGGUCUGGGCCCGGCCUCGCCUGCCCUCCUGGUCCAGUCACCCCUCCCCCAGCCCACCCAAAUAAAGGAUUAUUUAACUGUCUGAGCUCAGGCCUCCCGGCAGCCCCUCCCCUCCCAUACUGCAGGGGCCGUUCACCGGCCUCUGGACAAGACGCCCAGCUCCGAGGAGGCAGGGGCUUGGAGGAGCCGAGGUGUGCACUGCCCUCUGAGCCCUGGCGGCAGGCGGGGGACAAUGGCCACUGUCCCUACCUCACUGUGCCUUCCUGUGCUCCAGUCAUGGGAGCUUCGGCCCAGGGGCGGCUCCUGGGGGCUCCAGGGCAGGCGAGACUGGGACAAAGGCCCGGCCCUUGAGCUCCAGCCAACCCUGCCAUGCCCCCAGCAUCCUGGCCCCGGCCACCUCCCCGGCGCCGUCUGCCUGCAGGGAUUCUGUGUUUUUGGCUUUUUUAAUGUCUCAAAAUCUUUUACUCAGGUAAUUUUAAUUUCAAAGAGAAAAACUGAAGUAAAUGUCAAAAAACACCAGCCUUAAAUCCAGGGGGACAGAAUUCGUGUUCUGGGUCUGUCCCUAGUGGGCUUGUGUGCAGCCAAACAUCAGCUCUGGCUCCAGGCGCAGCCUCACCUGGAAGCCUGUGUCCUGAGCCCCCGGAGUGAGGGGGUGCCCAGGGUGUCUAGCCCUCUGUGGGCAGAGAAUGUGUGCACCUAUGUGGAAGGCCAAGGACAUGGGCUAUGGCCGGGCCUGCCCCGCUCAGGCCCCCUGCCCGGCGGCCGUCUGUGUGCGGGGCCUCCCUCCUGGCUGUCCAGGACACGGCCUGUGCAGCCCCAGCCUGGACCCAGGUCACCUCUGGUUGUGUCUGUCCCGACUCAGUGUUGAGUCACAUCAGGUGUGCAUCAGGAGCUGGCCGUGUCCUUCCUGCCACACUCGGGGAUUCAUUCCUUAGAAACUGAAAUAAAUUCUAAUUUUG
Messenger RNA from Macaca mulatta (Rhesus monkey), 3126 nucleotides. Lineage: Eukaryota; Metazoa; Chordata; Mammalia; Primates; Cercopithecidae. The record is from RefSeq and is a predicted model, not a curated record.